AUGUUCCUGACCCGCAGCGAGUACGAUCGUGGAGUUAACACUUUCUCUCCGGAAGGUCGGCUUUUCCAAGUGGAAUACGCUAUCGAGGCUGUCAAACUCGGAUCAACAAGUAUCGGAAUCAAGACCAGUGAGGGAGUUUUGUUGGCUGCAGAAAAACGAUCAACGUCGAAGUUGAUGGUAAAUGAUGCUAUCGAGAAAAUUAGCAAAGUCGAUCAACACAUUGGUGUCACUUUCGCUGGUUUGAUCGCUGAUUCUCGUACACUCGUCGAGAGAGCUCAGAUCGAGGCUCAAAACUUCUGGUUCACAUACAAUCGAAAAAUUCGCGUGGAAGACGUCACUCAGUCGGUGGCCAACCUCGCACUUCAGUUCGGUGACGACGAUGUGAAGGCUUCGAUGUCCCGUCCAUUUGGUGUCGCUAUGCUAUUCGCCGGAGUCGACCAGGAAGGUGCCAAGCUGUUCCACCUCGAUCCAUCAGGAACAUUCAUCGAUUGUAAGGCUAAGUCGAUUGGAGCUGCAAGUGAUGGAGCCGAACAGAAUCUCAAGGAGCAAUACCAUGAUGCUCUUACUAUCAAGGAAGCUCUCAAGAUGGCGCUAGCCAUUCUUAAGCAAGUAAUGGAGGAGAAGUUAAACUCAGCAAACGUCGAAGUUGUUGUCAUCAAGCCAGCAGUCGAUGGUAAAGGACGCCCAAUUGGCGAGUUCACAAGAGUCUCGAAUGAGGAGCUUGAUACAGUGAUCACCUCCCUCUGA
This is a messenger RNA of Caenorhabditis remanei, 747 nucleotides long. RefSeq lists its product as uncharacterized. NCBI's taxonomy places the organism in Eukaryota, Metazoa, Nematoda, Chromadorea, Rhabditida, Rhabditidae. Gene Ontology annotation, biological process: proteasome-mediated ubiquitin-dependent protein catabolic process. The transcript has 3 exons. The coding region runs from base 1 to 747 and encodes 248 amino acids. The record is from RefSeq and is a predicted model, not a curated record. Gene Ontology annotation, cellular component: proteasome core complex, alpha-subunit complex; proteasome core complex; nucleus.